Athalia rosae (coleseed sawfly) is the source of this 5290-nucleotide messenger RNA. It is a transcript of the gene polybromo, whose product is annotated as protein polybromo-1. Gene Ontology annotation, cellular component: RSC-type complex. Gene Ontology annotation, biological process: chromatin remodeling. The record is from RefSeq and is a predicted model, not a curated record. Lineage: Eukaryota; Metazoa; Arthropoda; Insecta; Hymenoptera; Athaliidae. Gene Ontology annotation, molecular function: chromatin binding; protein binding. The transcript is spliced from 27 exons. Bases 9 to 5195 code for a protein of 1728 amino acids.
AAUCUUGCAUGUUUCUGCUGGUAAAUCAGGGGUCUUCUAGACGCCAAACCUCCAAACCAAAUCAUUUCCAAGCCACACGCAUCACAUCGCCGCACCUGGCAGCUAGGGCAAGCUUUCCGCAUGGCGUCCACCAACAAGUUUGUAAACUUGAUAAAUCGACUCGAAAUUCAAUAAGCUUUCAUCCACAUGUGAUUAUAAUUAUUGAAGAUCAACACAGGAAUAUUUGCUUCUUAAAGAUGAAUAAACGUCGUCGAACUUCAUCAGUCGCCAGCCGAGGCACAGAAGAUGAUCCUGAUGAUGUACAACCAGAACCUACUAAGCGGAGAAGGAAAUUAGAUCCGAGUGACCUUUGCCAGCAAUUGUAUGAUGUCCUUCGUAAUCAGAAACGAGAGGAUGGAACGUUGUUGUGUGAUGCUUUUAUCCGUGUGCCAAAACGUCGGCAAGAACCUGGAUAUUAUGAAGUUGUCUCAAACCCUAUUGAUCUACUGAAAGUUCAACAAAAGCUCAAGACUGAUGAGUACAGAGACAUGGAUGAUUUGGCAGCUGACAUCCAACUUAUGGUCAAUAAUGCCAAGGCUUUUUAUAUGCGAACGUCCCCAGAAUACAAAGAUGCAACUGAACUUUGGGAAUUGUGUCUCACAACGAAAAAUCGUAUAAUGGAUGAAUAUGAAGACUCUGAGCAGAAGGGCAAGAUCAUUCUUAAGGUUGGCAGACUGGCCAGGAAAGUAACGACUCGACAAGAUGAUGCGGAAGAUACUUCUGAAAGCUCUACUAAUCCUGAUGAGGAAUCUAUGCAACCAUAUGAAGAUUUGUUUGCAGCAGUUAUGACAGCAACAGACCCACAAGACAAUAACAGGCCACUAAAUACUCCAUUUCAGCUCAGACCAUCGAAAAAGCUUUACCCUGAGUAUUACGAGGUAAUUGAGAAUCCAGUAGACCUGAAGACGGUGGCACGGCGAAUUCAAGAAGGAGCUUAUGCAAGCUUAAUUGAAAUGGAAAGAGAUCUAAUGCUUAUGUGUCGUAAUGCCUGUCAGUUCAACGAACCUGGCUCACAGAUAUACAAAGAUGCUAAGCUGCUGAAAAAAAUAAUUGUCUCUGCAGCAAAGAAGCAAGAAUCGAAUGCUGGUGGCAUGCUACCCAAAAGUAUGUCCACUGUAACAUCAACUAGAAGUAAAAGAGGAAGAAGUGCUGUACAAUCCCUCGUAGCAGCAACCGCUGCACUAGCAGAUGAAGACGAAGAUGAAAGUGAUGAUGAAGAGGAGGAUGUUAACGAUGGCGAAGAAUCAGAUAAUCCUCAGUGGCAACUCUUCCAAACAAUCAAGACCGCUCCCAAUAGUCAAGGUGUGCGAAUGAGUGAAUACUAUUGGAAAUUACCUUCUAAACGAAAUUAUCCCGAUUAUUAUAAAGCAAUUAAAAAUCCGAUAUCUCUCUACCAAAUACGGACUAAGAUAAAGAAAGGGGAAUAUGGUACCGUCAGUGAAGUUGCUGGCGAUAUGAACAUCAUGUUUGAAAAUGCUAAGAAAUACAAUGUUCACACAUCUCGCCUAUACAAGUGUGCAGCAAAAUUACAAAAAAUUAUGCAAGAAAAGGUACAGGAACUUCUUGAAUUUGAUCAGGAUUCAGAGUCAGACAGUGAUUCAGAAAAUAAUCUACAACAGCCAAAGCUGAUAAAACGUGCGUCAAACGUUUUAACAAGAGGAAAAUAUAAGGAUAAUGUACCAUUGAAAAAAAGGCUACACGUGCUUGUUAAAUGCGUAAUGGAAUACGUUUGUGAAGAUGGUAGACAACCCAUGCUCAUGUUUAUGGAAAAACCCUCAAAAAAAUUGUAUGCAGACUAUUAUCAAAUUAUUCAAGAACCCAUUGACAUGUUAGGCAUUGAGGCUAACAUUAAAGCUGAAAAAUACCAGAGUGAAAAUGAACUCAUUGCUGACUUCAAGUUGAUGUUCAAUAAUUGUCGCCAAUACAACGAAGAAGGGUCCCUUAUCUAUGAAGAUGCUAAUGUCUUGGAGAAAGUUUUAAUGGACAAAGUAAAAGAGCUGGGGCCUUUGUCAGAAUCUGGAAAACCAGUAAAAUCAGCGGCAUCAACACCCACAAGGAAUGUGGGAAGACCUAAGAAGGUGGUACCAUUACAUGUACAAAAAUUGCGAACUAUGUACGAUACGAUAAAAGAAUAUCAUGACACUAAGGGAAGACAGCUAUCUCAAAUAUUUAUGAAACUACCAAAUAAAAAUGAGUAUCCUGAUUAUUAUGAAGUUAUCAAACAGCCAAUGAACAUGGAAAAGAUUGCCUCCAUUUUAAAGAAUAACGGAUAUGAUAGCUUGGACGAGUUGGUUUCAGAUUUUAUUCUCAUGUUUGACAAUGCCUGCAAGUAUAACGAGCCGGACUCUCAAAUUUACAAGGAUGCUUUAAUCCUCCAGCGUUUAGUGCUUCAGACCAAAGUACAGCUGAGCGAAGAUGAUGAGAGCGUUCCUGAUGUUGCUGCUGCAGUCCAAGAAAUAUUAGCGACUAUAUUUACUGCGUUAUAUAACCACCAAGAUGAAGAGGGACGAUGCUAUUCAGAUUCUAUGGCUGAACUUCCUGAACACGACAUCAUCGAUGGCAAAAAAGUGCGAGGGCUAUCUCUGGAUUUAAUAAAACGUCGUUUGGACAGAGGGGCUUAUAAAAGAUUAGAUAGAUUCCAAGAAGACGUAUUCACAUGUUUAGAGAGAGCACGUAAACUAUCACGUAGCGAUUCUCAGCCCUUUGAAGAUAGUGUCGAACUUCAAGCAUUUUUCCUACGGACACGAGAUGACGUUACGCGUAGUGGAGAUCUUCUGCAUUCUCCAGCACUCAACUACACACUCCUAAAUCUUUCUGAACAAGUUGCAGAUUUAAAACGUGCCAAACUUCAGCAAGAGCUAUCUUUACCACAAGAAGAAGAAAGCUGUGAUGCUUCGGAUGUUAAGGAUGUAGGUAAUGUUAGUAACGUUGGAAAUACUGUAAGCGGCGGAGGUGUAGCUAUGAGCUUCAAUCAAGAAGUUUAUAGACCUGGUGAUUUCGUGUACGUAGAACCAACGGAACGCGGAAUGGAACUAAGUGUAAUGCUCAUAGAGCGCCUAUGGACAAACGCAGAGGGCCAGCAAAUGUUGUAUGGUAACGUUUUUUAUCGGCCAAGUGAAACGUACCAUGUUGCCUCAAGAAAAUUCAUAGAAAAGGAAUUAUUCAAAAGUGACUCUCAUCUAGCUGUACCUCUGGCUAAAGUCGCAGGGCGAUGUUCUGUCUUAAGUGUAAAAGAUUAUUUCAGAAUGCGACCUGAGGGUUUUCCCGAAAAAGAUGUAUAUGUAUGCGAAUCACGCUAUUCUACAAAAGCACGAGCUUUUAAAAAAAUCAAGGUAUGGAAUUUCGAUCCAGAACAUCUGAAAUUGGUUCCGAGAGAACGACCUUUAGAAACGAAACGUGUUGUUUCCGUCUAUAAAGAACGCCUUGAAAAACAUAAAGAAGAGAUAGCGGAAUUGGAAGAAGGAGAGAAACUCAUCGAAAAGGAAAAGCCGAAUGUGAUAACGUUCAAUUCAGAUGACAUGGAAAAUACAUAUUUCGAGCAGUAUAAUACUUGCGUGGGACCUAUCAAAACUGGUGACUUUGUUUAUGUGGCAACGGAUGGAGGUAGACAGCAAAUCUCACAAGUUGAUACUAUAUGGUCCACGAAAGAUGGGAAGUGCUUUUUCAAAGGACCUUGGUUAUUAAUGCCUCCAGAAAUUCCACAUGCCCCUACAAAGUUGUUUUAUAAACAGGAAAUAUUUCUAUCUACUGUCGAUGGAACUCAUCCUAUAGUCGCUAUUGUUGGAAAAUGUGCAGUACUUGAUUACGGGGAAUAUGUGUGUAGUAGGCCAACAGAAAUUCCAGAAGAUGACGUAUUCAUAUGCGAAUCUACGUAUGACGAAGGUAAAAAUUUGAUGCGAAAACUUGGAACAGAAGGAUUGAAAAAGUUCAAUCAUAGUUCAGAGGUGACUGAUGAUGAAAUAUAUUUCUUCCGAAGACCAAUCAACCCUCCCAAAGUGCCAAGUGAGGUGGCUCAGGCUCAAAUCCAAGUCAAGGCAGUUAUACCUGCCACAGCUCAUUUUGAAAUGGAAGCAUCACCAUUACUACCAAAGCUGGAAUCCGACAUACUAAACAUGGGAGUUGGCUUAGGAGUUGGAGUAGGAGUAGGAGUUGGGGAGGACAGCAUGGAUGCUGGCGGACCACCGUCCGUCGGCUCCACGGAAGCUCAGCCAAUCCUUUCAAACAUUCAGACACCUGUCUCUGCUAAGAAGAAAGCCACUGGUAAGAAAUUAGUUACGGGCUAUAUUUUGUAUUCAAGUAAAAUGCGAACGCAGAUUACGCAAAACAAUCCCGAAUCGUCGUUUGGGGAGAUUAGCAGAAUUGUUGGCAACGAGUGGAGGAAGCUACCAGCUGGAGAGAAACAAGCAUGGGAAGAACGAGCAAUUAAGAUGAAUGAAGAUGGAGGACAGAUCGUUAACAAACCAGUGGCUGUUAUGGGGGUUGGCCCUCAGCCUGACCAGGUGUUUGAAUGUUGCUGGGAUGGUUGUGACUGGCAAUUUGAGGAUAUGACUGAUUGCAUCGAUCAUUGUAUUGCUGAGCAAAAUGGUCAUGUUCAGGCAUCUUUUGCCAAUGCCACCGCUGAUGUUGAGUUUCAAUGUCAGUGGCGUGGUUGUGGUCGCACCAAAAAGUCUGUUCCUCCGUUCCCAAGUGUACAAAGACUUGCAAGGCACGUUAAAGAAGUCCACAUUCUCAAAAGUAACGGUCGAGUCGUUCCCCCUGCAGAGAGAAGCAAAAAUUACAUGGCUUCCAAAGGGCCAACGAUACUACCGCCAAUGGAAACUGAAACGUCAGCAGCUGCGACACAAACGAGUGGUGUUCCUGCUGUUAAGCAACCUGAACCAGUUUUCAUUACUGUGCCACCCCGCCCCAGUCGUGUCUUGCAUUCUGACGCUUACUUAAGAUACAUUGAAGGUCUAAACACAGAAAAUCGUUACAUAUCAAAUUGGGACAAACAAAUGAAUGCUAGUGCUGAAAACACGCAAAUUCCGGAUGUGGCAAAAUUGCCGGCAGAGUGGUUAGGAAAUGGGGUUGGUAAUCAUGGAAAUGUUGUAAAUGCCUUGUGGACGCUCAGGGACAUGAUGAUGCGUGACGUACUGGCGAUUAAUAAAUCAUUAUAGUGGAAAAUUUGCUUAGACAUAUAACUAACAAUAAUGACUCGAAAAGAUAUGGUUGAGCAAUUUAAAAUCUGUUAAUUUCACUUCAUACUUGAAAA